Molecule: messenger RNA, 906 nt
Organism: Dioszegia hungarica
Lineage: Eukaryota; Fungi; Basidiomycota; Tremellomycetes; Tremellales; Bulleribasidiaceae
Product: putative Methylthioadenosine phosphorylase
Exons: 7
Coding region: 1-906 (301 amino acids)
Biological process (GO): nucleoside metabolic process
Cellular component (GO): cytosol
Molecular function (GO): S-methyl-5-thioadenosine phosphorylase activity
Source: RefSeq, a predicted model, not a curated record
AUGGCGUCCGAACAGAAAGUGCUUAUUGGAUGUAUUGGAGGUAGUGGGCUGUACCACCUCGACAACUUGACUCCAGUCAAGAAGCUCGACGUCAACACACCAUGGGGCAAGCCCUCCUCCCCAAUCACCAUCUCCUCCCUCCCCUCUGGCGCCCUUAUCGCCUUCAUCUCCCGACACGGCCCCUCGCACACCAUCUCGCCCACCGAGGUUCCCGCGCGCGCCAACAUCGCCGCUCUCAAGCACCUAGGCUGCGAGGCCAUUGUGGCGUUCUCAGCUGUCGGGUCGCUCCGCGAAGAGAUCGCCCCAGGACACUUUAUCAUCCCUGACCAGAUCAUCGAUCGGACCAAGGGGAUCAGGGAGGAUACCUUCUUCCGUGGUGAGGGGCUGGUGUGCCACUCGAUGUUCGGGGAUCCGUUCUCGACGCAGUUGAACAGCGUGGUGGGGCCGGUGGUUAGGGAGAUUUUGAAGAAGGAGGGGGUGGAGCUGCAUGAGGGCAAGACGGUGGUGUGCAUGGAGGGUCCCGCCUUCUCCACACGCGCCGAAAGCCUAAUGUACCGCCAGUGGGGUGGAGACAUCAUCAACAUGUCCGUCAUCCCCGAGGCGAAGCUCGCGCGCGAGGCAGAGCUCGACUACACCCUUAUCUGCACCUCGACCGACUAUGACGCCUGGCGAGUCGGAGAGGCACCCGUGACGGUCGCAGAAGUCGUCAAGACCCUGCAUACCAAUGCUGCCCACUCGCGCGCCGUCGCCGAGGGGCUGUUGCAAAAGGUGCACGACCACGUGGCCGCGGGCAAGCUGGAUCAGAUCAAGGGGUCCAUGCAGUGGUCUUGCGUCACGGCUAAGGAUGUUCAGCCGGCGGAGUCGAGGAAGAAGCUCGCAUACAUCUUGCCGUACUUCAAGGAUUAG